AUGACGACUGAUCAAGGUCCUGAUAGAAAUUGUACUGUGUGGACUAUAGAUCAGAAGCUUGAUCAACCCAUGUACGAAGAGGCUAGAAAGCUUAAAAACAUGUACACAGAAAAGAAGCUUUCAGCAGUAAUGCUUCUGCAACUUGCAUUCCAGAGCCUUGGAGUGGUAUAUGGAGAUUUAGGCACAUCUCCGUUGUAUGUUUUCUACAACACUUUCCCUGAUGGGAUUAAAGACCCAGAAGAUUUGAUUGGAGCUUUAUCUUUGAUAAUAUACUCGCUUACUCUUAUUCCGCUUCUCAAGUAUGUGCUAAUUGUUUGUAGAGCAAAUGAUAAUGGUCAAGGUAAACUGUUCUCAACCUGGAAAGUUGAUUUGCCGAAGUUAAUCUUCUAA
This is a messenger RNA of Humulus lupulus (European hop), 390 nucleotides long. RefSeq names its product potassium transporter 10-like. Gene Ontology annotation, biological process: potassium ion transmembrane transport. The transcript is spliced from 2 exons. The record is from RefSeq and is a predicted model, not a curated record. Gene Ontology annotation, cellular component: membrane. Lineage: Eukaryota; Viridiplantae; Streptophyta; Magnoliopsida; Rosales; Cannabaceae. Gene Ontology annotation, molecular function: potassium ion transmembrane transporter activity. Bases 1 to 390 code for a protein of 129 amino acids.